CUCACUUUUCCUAAAAUCCUCAAAGUGAAAACUCAUCAGCUAUAUAGCGUUCCACUUCAAGGCCUCACUUCUCAUCCUCUCUUCAAUAAUCUUAUUAAUUUCUCUUUCUACACCUUCAACAAUGAAGCUUCCCCACCGUCCUUCAACAACAAUUUUCUCCUUCAUUUUCAUCUUCCUCUUACCCUCCUCAAUCUCAUCCCAAAUCUGCCAAAGAUCCUGCGGCAAAUUCCCCCUCAAAUUCCCAUUUGGCAGUGACCUUGGUUGCGGCGACCCGCGCUUCCACCAGUACGUGUCAUGCAGCCAAGGCAACCUCAUGUUCACAACGCACAGAGGCUCCUACCCUGUCACCAACAUAGACUACACCAACAAAGUCAUGUACAUCUCAGACCCCUCCAUGUCAACAUGUUCCUGCACCCAACCAAGCAAAGGCUUUGGCCUGGAUUGGGACGCGCCCUUCUCUUUCCAAGAUGACAACAUCUUCGCCUUACUUGACUGCUCAACUUCUUCCUCCCCAAUAUUCCAAUCAAACACCCUAUACACUGAUAAAAACAACAGCUCCAAAGUGUCCCUAUGUGACAACCAAGGCACCUCAAUUUGCAGCUUCUUAUAUUCUUGCAGGGCCAUAAGCACGAUCAACCUCCCAAUCUCCACAUGUUGUGUUUACACGCCUGUUGAUCUCGGGCCGGCUUUCGACAUGGACUUGCAGAUACUGCAAUGCAGUUCUUAUUCUGGGUUUUACAGCUUCAACGAGCGCCAGUCUGACCCUAACAGUUGGAACUAUGGGAUUGCGCUCAAAUAUAAAUUCAGCGUGAAUAAUGAGUAUCCAAGUUCAUGUCCUAAUUGCGAAAGGAGCAAUGGGAUUUGUGGCUACUAUUCUGGAGGGGCUUACAAUUCUUUUUUAUGUAAUUGUCCAAAUGGGAUAAACACCACCAAUGAUUGUUACUUUGGAGCCAAUUAUAAUUAUGGAUCGAGGCUCUCAUCCUGGCAGAUUGGUACAUGGCUAUUCUAUUGCUUGGCUUGCCUGUUGAUUUCAGUCUGGGCAAGUAGUUUCCUCUGAUGAGAAUCAAGCAGAAGAGGAUAACAUGAUGGUGUAGGUUUGUGGGUCGUCAGCUGAUUUGUAUUUAGCACAACUUUGGAGCCACCACAGGGAUUGACGUAUUAUAAAAACAAAAAGAAGAAGAAGAAGAUUAGGGAAUUGGGUUCCUUCUUUCUUGCACUAUGAGUACAAUCUAUAACCACUGAGAAAGAAUCGGCUUUUGUUGUAGUAAAGGUUGUUUCUUUAUCAUCGCUUUAUUGGCAA
Molecule: messenger RNA, 1300 nt
Organism: Prunus avium (sweet cherry)
Lineage: Eukaryota; Viridiplantae; Streptophyta; Magnoliopsida; Rosales; Rosaceae
Product: Putative membrane lipoprotein
Molecular function (GO): polysaccharide binding
Source: RefSeq, a predicted model, not a curated record